AUGGUUCAGGCUGUAGGUUAUAACUCAAUUGAGGCUGAAGAUUGGGAAGUUGCCACAAGUGGGGAAGAGAUGAGCAAAAUGGAGUCUCUUCUUCUUGAUAAGAACCGAAAAAUGGAACAUGAACUUACACAGUUUAAGGUUAAACUUUCAGAAAAAUCAUCUUUGCUGGAUACAGCUGAAAGCAAGAUAGCUGAACUCACAGAAAAGGUUGUUGAACAACAGAAGUUGAUUCAGAAGUUGGAAGAAGACAUUUUAAAGGGUUACAACUCCAAGGACCAAAAGGGCAGUUUAUUUGAUGAAUGGGAUCUUUCUGAGGCAAGGGGUGAGCUUUCUGAGGUAUUCUUUCUGUCAAUCUUCAUCCUCUUGUGGUUGUCCAAAGCUAAAGCUCUAACAAGUGGUUUGUUAUUUCGACCAUAA
Messenger RNA from Cucumis melo (muskmelon), 417 nucleotides. Its product is annotated as protein CASP-like. The transcript is spliced from 4 exons. Bases 1 to 417 code for a protein of 138 amino acids. Lineage: Eukaryota; Viridiplantae; Streptophyta; Magnoliopsida; Cucurbitales; Cucurbitaceae. The record is from RefSeq and is a predicted model, not a curated record.